This is a messenger RNA of Impatiens glandulifera, 2202 nucleotides long. RefSeq lists its product as uncharacterized. The coding region runs from base 1 to 2202 and encodes 733 amino acids. The record is from RefSeq and is a predicted model, not a curated record. The transcript has 9 exons. NCBI's taxonomy places the organism in Eukaryota, Viridiplantae, Streptophyta, Magnoliopsida, Ericales, Balsaminaceae.
AUGGAGUCAACCAUAAUUCCUGAGUUUGCUGCUAGGGUAUCAUGGAAAGUCAAUCUGUCAAACAUUGACACCAAGUUUGCUACAAUGGAUCUAAUGGAAAGAACAAGAGACCUUUACUCAAGAUUUGUGUCCUACUCUGAUAAGGAAGAUGCAUGGAAGUUGGGGCUCGUAUUCCUAGUUUACCAUUAUCUCUUUUCCCUUAACCUAAGGAGAAUAAUAAAUAUCAAACUCUUCCGCAUGGUCGAGGACAUCGACAAUUUCCUCCAAUUUCCAUUGGAAAAGUUGUCCUUCAAAGCAAUCCUAAAGGGUUUGAACAGGGACCUAGAACACUUCAAGUCGGUAUAUCUGGACAAGAAGAAAGCCAAUGGGAAGAAGGAAGACAAAAAUGUUGAUGUUUCUUAUACAGUAUUUGGGUUCGCACUAGCCUUCCAAAUGCGGACCUAUGAGAUUAUGAAAACGUUUGGCCCCUCUGAUCUUCACACUGCCUUGCAAGGAAAGGUUGUCAAGAAAAUGGAAAUGUAUGAAGAGGAGAAGAUCUUAUAUGGAGGGGAGGAGUUUGAAGAUAUGGGAGAUAAUUUUGUUCAAGCUUUUUGUCUAAUUUUUUCUAAUGUGCGGGAUAAGAUUGAGGAGGAAGAUGUGGAUGUAUUUAUGGAGAAGAAUAAUAAGAAUGUGAAGGUGAAGAAGAAGAAGAACAAAAAGAAGAAGGUGGUGGAGAAGGAUGAGGAAGACAAAGAGAAGAUUGAGGAAGAUAAGGAUGAGAAUUUGUUGGAAGACAAGGAUGUGGAGAAGGUGAAUGAAGGAGACAAGGAUGAGGAUUUGUUGGAAGAUAAGGAUGAGGAUGUGGAUAAGGUGAAUGGAGAAGACAAGGAUGAGGAUGUGGAGAAGGUGAAUGGGGAAGACAAGGAUGAGGAUAUGUUAGAGGAGAAGGAUGAAGAUCUGGUGAAGGAGGAAGAUGUGGAGAAGGUGAAUGUGUUGGAGGAGAAGGAUGAGGAUCUUGUGAAGGAGGAAAAUGUGGAGAAGGUGAAUGUGUUGGAGGAGAAGGAUGAGGAUAUGGUUAAUGAGGAAGAUUUGGAGAAGGUGAAUGUGUUGAUUGAGAAUCUGGUGAAGAAGGUUGAUGAUGUGGAGAAGGUGAAUGAGAAGAUUAACGAAGAUAUGGAUGUGGAUUUAUUUAUGGAGAAGGAUGAGGACAAGAUUAAGGAUCUGGUGAAGAAGAUUGAUGAUGUGGAGAAGGUAAAUGAGAAGGUGGAGGAAGAUGUGAUGAAUCAGAAGAUUGAGGAAGAUGUGAUGAAUGAGAAGAUUGAGCUAUAUACAAUUCACAUUCACGCUUUUUGUAUUGGUUUACGCAUUUUGUCUAAUUUUUUGUACAAUUCAUAUAAGAUUGAUGAUGUGGAGAAGUUGAAUGAGAAGAUUGAGGAUGUGGUGAAUGAGAAGGUGGAGGAAAAUGUGAUGAAUGAGAAGAUUGAGGAGAAGUUGAAUGAGGAUGUGGUGAAUGAGAAGGUGGAGGAAGAUAUGAUUAAUGAGAAGAUUGAGUUUGAUGAUGUGAAGAAGUUGAAUGAGAAGAUUGGGGAUGUGGUGAAUGAGAAAGUACAUGAAGAUGUGAUGAAUGGGAAGAUUGAGAUUGAUGAUGUGGAGAAGUUGAAUGAGAAGAUUGAGAAUGUGGUGAAGGUGAAUGAGAAGAUUGAGGAUGUGGUGAAGGAUGAAGAUGUGUUUGUGGAGAAGGAGGACAGAAAGAAUGUGGAGAAGAAGAAGGUGCAGAAGAAGGUGAAGAAUAAGAAGGUGGAGAAGAAGGAAGACAAGGAGGAGGAGGAUGUGUUUGUGGAGAAGGUGGAGAAGAAGAAUAUGGAGAAGAAGGAAGACAAGAAGGAGGAGGAUGUGUUUAUAAAGAAGGUGGAGAAGAAGAAGGAUUUGGAGAAGAAGGUAGAUAAGGAGGAUGAUGUGUUUGUAGAGAAGGUGGAAAUGAAGAAGGAAGACAAGGUGGAGGAUAAAGAGGAAAAGAAGAUGGAUUUGGAGAAGAAUGACAACCAAGAGGUGGAGGAGGAUGUGGUAGAAGUCAAGGAUACUGUAGUCCAAUAUAAGAGAAAGAGAACUGCUGAAAAAGUUGACGAAUUUGAUGAGGAAAAAAAUGAAUUUAAAAUGGUGGAUGUCAAUACUGGCUCUGCAGGUUAUGAAUUCUUCAAUACAAUGCUGAGGAAAUCUAAGUAG